UCGCCCUCAGCUUCUGCCUGUCGCCCCAAGAUGGCGGACACAAUGAACCGGUGCCGCGCCGGUUGGCCCUGAGGCGACCGUGAGGAGGACCGGUCUGCGAGACCCCAUAGUCCCGGCAGAAGAGUGUUGCACAAGCAGGAGGAGGAAGAGGAGGAGGCGGCCCGACUGUCGGCCGCUCUCCAGCCCGCCGCCGGCGCGGCGCCGCGCCCGCCCCGCCCGGGUCGGCCCCUCGGCAGCCCGCCCGUUCGCCGGGCUCCGCCCCGGCUCUGCGCCGCCGCCGCCUCCAGCAGCCGCCGCCAUGAAGCUGACCGACAGCGUGCUGCGGAGCUUCCGCGUCGCUAAGGUGUUCCGCGAGAACUCGGACAAGAUUAACUGCUUCGACUUCAGCCCCAACGGCGAGACGGUCAUCUCGAGCAGCGACGACGACUCCAUCGUGCUCUAUGACUGCCAGGAGGGCAAACCAAAGAGAACCCUGUACAGUAAGAAAUAUGGCGUGGACCUCAUCAGAUACACUCAUGCAGCAAACACAGUCGUUUACAGCUCUAACAAAAUAGACGAUACUAUCCGUUACCUGUCCUUGCAUGACAACAAAUACAUCAGAUACUUUCCUGGACAUAGCAAAAGGGUGGUGGCCUUGUCCAUGUCACCUGUGGAUGACACUUUCAUUUCUGGGUCUCUUGAUAAGACCAUUCGGCUCUGGGAUCUCCGGUCUCCUAACUGCCAGGGUCUCAUGCAUUUACAGGGCAAGCCAGUUUGUUCUUUUGAUCCAGAAGGAUUAAUUUUUGCUGCAGGUGUCAAUUCUGAAAUGGUCAAACUUUAUGAUCUUCGCUCUUUUGAUAAGGGGCCAUUUGCGACAUUUAAGAUGCAGUAUGAUCGGACUUGUGAGUGGACAGGACUUAAAUUCAGCAAUGAUGGCAAACUCAUCCUCAUCUCCACCAAUGGCAGCUUCAUCCGUCUGAUCGAUGCAUUCAAGGGAGUGGUGAUGCAUACGUUUGGGGGUUAUGCCAACAGCAAAGCCGUCACACUGGAGGCCUCGUUUACUCCAGACUCGCAGUUUAUUAUGAUUGGUUCAGAGGAUGGCAAGAUCCAUGUCUGGAAUGGAGAGAGUGGUAUAAAAGUAGCUGUGUUGGAUGGCAAACACACAGGCCCCAUUACCUGUUUGCAGUUCAACCCCAAGUUCAUGACCUUUGCCAGUGCUUGUUCCAACAUGGCCUUCUGGUUGCCCACCAUUGAUGACUGACCUGCAUAGUGCUUGGCUGUUUUCUGUACAGCGAGGGUGGCCAGUAGGAAAAAACUCAGAGGGAACUAAGAUAAUAGUGAGAUUGGAUCAUUUGACUGGGCUGCAGAGCAUCCUUCCACUUGGCCUUCCCAAGGAUGUGCUGUACAUUUGCUCAAAA
Molecule: messenger RNA, 1397 nt
Organism: Balaenoptera musculus (blue whale)
Lineage: Eukaryota; Metazoa; Chordata; Mammalia; Artiodactyla; Balaenopteridae
Gene: WDR82
Product: WD repeat domain 82
Exons: 9
Coding region: 299-1240 (313 amino acids)
Cellular component (GO): Set1C/COMPASS complex
Molecular function (GO): protein binding; chromatin binding
Source: RefSeq, a predicted model, not a curated record